ACAGCUCUACAACUCAGGUUCCAUCUCCCAAGGAAAUGCUGCUUCUGCCAUUUCAAUUGUUAGCUGUUCUCCUCCCAGGUGCUGACAGUGAGGAUGGCUUCCAGGGACCAACUUCUUACCAUGUCAUCCAGAUCUCAUCCUUUGCCAACAGCACCUGGGCACAAAAUCAACUUUCAGGCUGGUUGGACAAUUUGCAGAUUCACGGCUGGGACAGUGACUCAGGCACUGCCAUAUUCCUGAAGCCCUGGUCCAAGGGCAACCUCAGUGAUAAGGAGGUUGCUGAACUGGAGGAACUAUUCCGAGUCAACUUAUUUAGAUUUAUUCAAGAAAUACAGGCUCGUGCCAGUAAAUUCCAGUUGGAAUACCCCUUUGAGAUCCAAGUCAGAGGAGGCUGCGAGCUACAGUCUGGAGGUUUCAUAGUAAGCUUCGUGAGUGGAGCUUUAGGAGGACUGGAUUUCCUGAGAUUUGACAAUGAUAUAUGUGUGCCUUCCCCAGAGGCGGGCAGCAGGGCCCAGCAUGUCUGCACAUUAAUCAUGGACUAUCAUGCUGCUGUUAUUCGGAGGAAGCUCCUGUAUGAAACCUGCCCUCGAUACCUCUUGAGUGUACUCGAUGCAGGGAAGGCAGAGCUGCAAAGGCAAGUGAAGCCUGAGGCCUGGCUGUCCAGUGGCCCCAGUCCCGGGCCUGGCCGUCUGCUGCUGGUCUGCCACGUCUCAGGAUUCUACCCAAAGCUCAUACAGGUGAUGUGGAUGCGGGGUGAGCAGGAGCAGCCGGACACUCAGCACAGCGACCUCCUGCCCAAUGCUGAUUGGACAUGGACAACCCACCUCUAUUGCCUUGAUCUGUUUGGCAAUAAUAGUGCCCUCUGUCAUCCUUUUGCUGUGCCUUGCAUUAUGGUAUAUGAAACAUCGGUCACAUCACAACACGCCUUGAGUCCUCACCGUGUCUUCUCUUCCAUUUGGAAUAAGGACCAAGAAGCCCAGGAUCCCACAGUCUCAACCUAGGAGUUAGUUUCAUCAUAUUUCAUCAAAUGAUUGUCAUAUUUUA
This is a messenger RNA of Nycticebus coucang (slow loris), 1044 nucleotides long. Its product is annotated as T-cell surface glycoprotein CD1b-like. Gene Ontology annotation, molecular function: endogenous lipid antigen binding; lipopeptide binding; exogenous lipid antigen binding. The transcript is spliced from 6 exons. Gene Ontology annotation, biological process: immune response; antigen processing and presentation, endogenous lipid antigen via MHC class Ib; positive regulation of T cell mediated cytotoxicity. Gene Ontology annotation, cellular component: external side of plasma membrane. The coding region runs from base 36 to 1001 and encodes 321 amino acids. Lineage: Eukaryota; Metazoa; Chordata; Mammalia; Primates; Lorisidae. The record is from RefSeq and is a predicted model, not a curated record.